Prorocentrum cordatum is the source of this 405-nucleotide messenger RNA. The record is from the annotation of a GenBank genome assembly. NCBI's taxonomy places the organism in Eukaryota, Dinophyceae, Prorocentrales, Prorocentraceae.
AUGUCAGGACGGGCGCUGAGAAAGUCACGGAUACGCUUCCCACUCGAAGCUGUUCCUGCUCACCUGGGCACAGAUCUGGGGUCCAAGAGGCAGCCGAUCGCUACGAAGCCAGGGCGGUCCUCCAGCUCGGUCACGGGCACGAGAGGAAAUGAACACGGCGUGCCCAUCUACACUGGAAUCUACACUGUGACGACUCGCGAGCCCAGCAGCCACCCUAGCACAAGUCUCUACACGCUUGGCACUGACAAAUCGUACUGCUCCCCGUGUCGGAUGUCGGACUCAACGAUGAGAAGACCCACCUGCCGCCUCCAGGCGGCUGGGAAGUGUCCCGGCCCAAAGAGAAGCUCGAUGGCGAAUCUGGCAGACAAGAAGUCGGCCUUCAGAAGCGGCAUCACCUGCUCGUGA